Messenger RNA from Condylura cristata (star-nosed mole), 2539 nucleotides. RefSeq names its product UDP-Gal:betaGlcNAc beta 1,4- galactosyltransferase, polypeptide 6 (gene B4GALT6). Gene Ontology annotation, molecular function: UDP-galactose:glucosylceramide beta-1,4-galactosyltransferase activity. The transcript has 9 exons. Lineage: Eukaryota; Metazoa; Chordata; Mammalia; Eulipotyphla; Talpidae. Gene Ontology annotation, biological process: glycosphingolipid biosynthetic process; carbohydrate metabolic process. The record is from RefSeq and is a predicted model, not a curated record. Bases 457 to 1605 code for a protein of 382 amino acids.
CCUCGGCGCGGGCUGCUGGAGCUGCCUAGGAGCCGGGGCGCCCUGCAGUUCGCUGCCCCUCUCCGCAGGGGCGCAGCCGCGCGCACCCGGCGCUUCUCCCCACCUGCAGCCCCUCCUCCUGCCGCUGCCGGACGGGUAAAACGCGGUCCUUGCCCUUCCUGGGCCUCCUCUGGUCCCAUCUGUCCCCGGGCCCCACUGCCCGACAUCCCCUCUCCCCUCUUCUUUCCUUCCUCUCAGUCCUCCCGCUCGUCUCCUCCCCGGGCUUGGCCUCCCAUUCAUUCCGUCCGCUCCCUCCCCUUCCCUCUUGGCUGCUGGGGCCCUCUCCCCCAGAGCUUUCCCGCCCGGACCUAGCUGCAUUCUCGGGGUUCUUGGCACAUUUAUGGAAGUUUAAGGCCUGUACGGUGGUCCCCUAGUCCGGCCUGAGCGCAGCCCCAGCUGCUAUCGGGGAAGAGGAAGAUGUCUGUGCUCAGGCGGAUGAUGCGGGUCUCCAAUCGCUCCCUCCUGGCCUUCAUCUUCUUCUUCUCCCUCUCCACGUCUUGUCUCUACUUCAUCUAUGUGGCUCCAGGCAUCGCCAACACAUACCUCUUUAUGGUACAAGCUCGAGGCAUAAUGUUGAGAGAAAAUGUGAAAACAAUAGGACAUAUGAUCAGGCUGUACACAAAUAAAAACACUACACUGAAUGGUACAGAUUAUCCUGAAGGCAAUAAUUCAAGUGAUUAUCUCAUUCAAACAACAACGUAUCUUCCAGAAAACUUCACUUAUUCACCAUACCUCCCCUGCCCAGAAAAACUGCCUUACAUGAGGGGAUACCUCAAUGUCAAUGUAAGUGAAGUCAGUUUUGAUGAAAUUCAUCAACUCUUCUCCAAGGAUUUAGAUAUUGAACCAGGAGGUCAUUGGAGGCCUAAAGACUGUAAACCUAGGUGGAAGGUGGCAGUUCUUAUUCCUUUCCGUAAUCGCCAUGAACAUCUCCCAAUUUUUUUCUUGCAUCUGAUUCCAAUGCUUCAGAAACAGCGACUAGAAUUUGCCUUUUAUGUCAUUGAACAGACUGGUACACAGCCCUUUAACCGUGCAAUGCUUUUCAAUGUGGGCUUCAAAGAGGCCAUGAAAGACAGUAUAUGGGACUGUGUGAUAUUCCAUGAUGUGGAUCAUCUACCAGAAAAUGACCGAAAUUAUUAUGGAUGUGGAGAAAUGCCUCGUCAUUUUGCAGCAAAGCUGGAUAAAUACAUGUAUAUUCUUCCAUAUAAAGAGUUUUUUGGUGGUGUAAGUGGACUGACAGUGGAACAAUUUAGAAAGAUCAAUGGUUUUCCUAAUGCCUUUUGGGGAUGGGGAGGAGAAGAUGAUGACCUUUGGAACAGAGUUCACUAUGCAGGAUAUAAUGUAACAAGGCCAGAGGGAGACUUGGGAAAAUACAAGUCUAUUCCUCAUCACCAUCGAGGUGAAGUCCAGUUCUUAGGACGGUAUAAAUUACUAAGAUAUUCAAAAGAGCGUCAGUACAUCGAUGGGUUGAACAAUUUAAUAUAUACGCCAAAAAUACUGGUUGAUAGGUUGUAUACAAAUAUAUCUGUAAACCUCAUGCCAGAGUUAGCUCCAAUUGAAGACUAUUAAAGAAGUAGCUCUUGUGGAUCACAGUGCGGAUCAUAAACUUGUAGUGAACUCUUAACGGAGGUCAGAGUGGAUGUGCCGCAGUGCCCUGCUCUGGGAGGAGGCCCCGAGCUUCCUCUGUGCUCACGGUGUGGGGUUAUGCAUGGCUCAACUUCUUCCACUCGCCCUCUGCUCUGAGACACUCCCAUGGCGAGCACUGCAGACCCGUGUCAUUGCUUGAAAGACUGGAAGUUAAGAGAGCGCUCCCACAAAGAGAAAAUUUUUAUACCCAAAUCUAAUUUAAUUGAAGAGAAUGCUUUAUUUCUGUUUAAACAUAUUUUGUACAUAUGUGAUGUAAAUUAAUGUGUUCAAAUUGUUGAAAAAUAAGAUGUGUUGCAGAUUUGCAUGUAAUUGAUUAUGCCUUUAUUGGACUUUUAUAGGCAUUUUUUUAUUUGCAUGGAAAAAGAGAAAAUGUAAUUUAUGUUACUAAACAAAGGUUAAUCCUUGUGUGAGAUGAAGGAACUGUCAAUAAUUGACAGCCAAAUAAUACAGUAAACUGUAAUACUAGUUUUGAGCUUUAGACCAUCAGCCUUUUGUAUGGAAGAAGUCACAGCGCUUAGGGUUUUAAAGAGUAAGAAGAAAAGGUUUAAAUAACUUUUCUUCCUUACUAGGAUUUCCUAUAUUUUCCUUGCUUGCAAUCUCACCAGAUUUUGCUAAAUCACAACCAUAUUGUUUAUGCAUAUUGCAUGAGUAUUGACAAGAAAAUCUUUAAAGUUGUGAUGUGACAUGAUAUAAUGGACUUCUUUAUGUCUUUCAUGUACCUCUGGUAUAAAUGUCAGGGAUUUUUGUGCCUCAAAAAAUGUUCCCACGGUUUUUUGUGUUUGUAUGCUAUUUUUUUUUAAAUUCAUAGCAAAUAGCACUUUUAUUAUUUACAGUUCAGAAAGCCAAAAAAAAAAAA